This is a messenger RNA of Plasmopara halstedii, 1209 nucleotides long. Its product is annotated as cysteine protease family. NCBI's taxonomy places the organism in Eukaryota, Oomycota, Peronosporomycetes, Peronosporales, Peronosporaceae. Bases 1 to 1209 code for a protein of 402 amino acids. The record is from RefSeq and is a predicted model, not a curated record. The transcript is spliced from 2 exons.
AUGGACUUUGAGGUCGAUCUCGACACUAUGCUCGAAGUGAUUCCCCGAAAUACCUAUUUCCAAGAACCACCAGUUGCUGGGUGCCCAAAUUGCCCAGAUUUUGGGUGGAAGAACAAAUUGGGUUUUUUAGCUGCAAAUGUAUAUGGUGUAAAUGUGGCAGCAGAUGGGUUAAAUGAAGCAGAGUACCCAAAUCCUGCAAAUGAGCGUAGCGAAUUCAACAUUUCCAAACCAGUGAUCACAUCAAUUUGUUCCUAUAUUUUGGGUAACUUUGCAUCGGUGGACGAAGUGAUCAAAGGUCUUGAAGACGUACAACCGGCAGGAAUCAACGGCAAAGUAGCUCAAAAUAUACUCCACAUCCCUGCACCUACUACCGGAAAGGACCAUACAGCGCCAUUUCACGUCAGUAUACACGAUCGCAAUGGUAAGAAUUUAGUCAUCGAGUUUUUAAAAGGGAAGACAAUCAUUCUUGAGAAUCCAAAUGGUGUGCUUACAAACGAUCCGCCACUUCACAAGCAAUUGCAACUACUUCAACGUCAUUUGCACAAUGCUACGGGAACUGUCAAUAGUAGUGUGAUCGUACCUGGGGGUUACAGCUCGACAGACCGCUUUGUGCGUUUAUCAGUCUUGAACAAAAUGAGUGAAGAAGGGUACAAUGUAACUUCAGUCCAUGCAUCGUACGCUAACACUCUUAGCGAUGAACAACGAGUGGUUUCGGAUACUUUACAUCUAUUAAACACUGUGGUACGACCACCGAAUGGAGAAGCCACUCAAUGGUCAAUUGUACGAGAUCACAAGCGUCGUAUGUUGUACAUCCGCUCGACUACAAAUCAGUUACUUCGUCGCGUGGAUUUGAAUCAGUUGGAUUGGACGAAUCCACUUGCACGUAGAAUGAUUCCAGUUUCAUAUGGCAAGUAUUUUGUAGACAUGACAAAACCACUUCUUGAUGAGCAAAAUACGAGGCGAACAAAGGAUUUAUCACCACGCAGUGUAGUCGAAUCUGCGCUUUCGAAGAAAUCCGAUCCAUCGGUGAAGUUAAGAGGAAUGAAGACACCGUUACAAAUGAUGGUCAAGAUGAACAAGAACGACGAAGCUCGAUCACAAGAUGACACGUCGAUUGCAGUAUUGGAAAGGAAAGUCGAAUAUCUUGGAUAUGCUAUAUGUCUCGCCUCCGUAGCUGUUUGUAUCUUGAGUUUUCGACUUCCAUUGUAG